Messenger RNA from Vicia faba (fava bean), 576 nucleotides. NCBI's taxonomy places the organism in Eukaryota, Viridiplantae, Streptophyta, Magnoliopsida, Fabales, Fabaceae. The record is from the annotation of a GenBank genome assembly.
AUGAGCAUGACUGUUGCCGAGGAAGAAUCAGAGGGAGAGAUUCAUGUCCCAGCUGAGAUUGAUUGGAAAAUGCUUGAUAAAUCGAAGUUUUUCUUCCUUGGUGCUGCUUUAUUUUCUGGUGUUUCAGCGACAUUGUAUCCUGUUGUUGUGUUGAAAACUAGGCAGCAAGUUGCUCAAUCGCAAGUUUCUUGUAUCAAGACUGCGUUUUCGUUGAUUAAGGGUGAGGGGUUUAGAGCUUUGUAUCGUGGGUUUGGUACUUCGUUGAUGGGUACGAUUCCUGCUAGAGCUUUAUACAUGGCUGCACUUGAGGUUACUAAGAGUAAUGUGGGGACUGCUACGGUUGGUUUUGGACUUGCUGAACCGACUGCUGCUGCAAUUGCUAAUGCAGUUGCUGGUUUGACUGCUGCUUUGGCAGCUCAGCUUGUGUGGACACCGGUUGAUGUUGUGAGCCAAAGGUUGAUGGUUCAAGGUGGUUGUAAUUCGAGUGAUCCUAAGGGUUCUUCUGUUAGUGUGGUGGGCUUCAUAUUCUGUUACACAGAGGAUGGUUUGGGGUGGAGUUGGAUAUUACUUGAGUAG